CCAUAGCAACACUGUCGGUGUUGGAAGGCUCAAUGUUGGUGCAGAUUUGCUAAAGGAGUUCAAUUUUGACAACGAAAAACAUCGAUAAAACAACUCCAUACAAUGUCGAACGAAGCUACAGYCCAUUCCACACAAGUAAAUGGAAACAACACCAAGACUGAGUCAGACUUUGAGAGAACCAAGCCAGGGAAAGAUUCAUCUCUAGCCAUAAAUAACCCAGGAAAUCCUGUAUUCUCAUGUUCUACAAAGAUAAACUCUGGAUUAGCUCCAGAAACAAAGCAAUCAACACAAGACCGUUUCCAGGGCUAUGGCUCCAAACCAACAAAYCCCAUGUAUAUGACAAGUGCAAUGGAAUAUGGAAGUCGAUCACCAACUGUCCAUACUAUGCCAACAAGUUUCCAUGCCAAGUGCCAAAAGUUUACAGAACACCUUGGCCAAUGUGGAAUGUACAGAAAUUAUUCACUUAACACAUCGUCUGAUAAAAGCAUUGUAUAGUCCCAAUUUCACCAAACAAAUAAAUUAAAUUUUGUAUAAAUUUUAGGAGUAGGAUCAGCAAAUUGUCAGAGUACUUUUUAGUUUUUUUGGGACAAUUGUUAUAUUAUUUCAAAUGUAAGUACAGGUAGUACUAUACAUAUCAAGCUAAGUUAGCUUAUAUUCCUCCAAUUGCAUACUGGCACUGGACUUUUUAGAGUCACAUGUAAAUAAUCCUCUUUGUUAAUUAAGAGUCAUUUCAGUAUCUUAUUUAAUAUUUUACAAUACUUUUGAAUUACAUUGUUUUAUUCUGCAAAUACAUGAUUGUAUUGUGACUGUAUUGUUCCAAGUAUAAYAUAAUGAUUAAAUUACCUAAAAGUGAAUGAUA
This is a messenger RNA of Exaiptasia diaphana, 859 nucleotides long. Its product is annotated as UPF0691 protein C9orf116 homolog. Bases 103 to 495 code for a protein of 130 amino acids. The record is from RefSeq and is a predicted model, not a curated record. Gene Ontology annotation, cellular component: axonemal microtubule. NCBI's taxonomy places the organism in Eukaryota, Metazoa, Cnidaria, Anthozoa, Actiniaria, Aiptasiidae. The transcript is spliced from 5 exons. Gene Ontology annotation, biological process: axoneme assembly.